Molecule: messenger RNA, 2232 nt
Organism: Oncorhynchus kisutch (coho salmon)
Lineage: Eukaryota; Metazoa; Chordata; Actinopteri; Salmoniformes; Salmonidae
Gene: cln5
Product: CLN5 lysosomal BMP synthase
Exons: 4
Coding region: 83-1075 (330 amino acids)
Biological process (GO): lysosome organization
Cellular component (GO): lysosome; lysosomal membrane
Molecular function (GO): hydrolase activity, acting on glycosyl bonds
Source: RefSeq, a predicted model, not a curated record
AGAAGAGGAAGAAGAAGCCCGCAACACGGAAGUACGUGGGAAACGUCUGCUGGUCUUCUGCGGUUAAAAUAAGUGUCUUGAGAUGAGACCAACGGUGGUUUUUACGUGUUCAGUCCUAUUUUACAAUUUGGAGAUUGUACAUUCCCGAGGUGACGAUGGAAAGCAAGAAUGGCCGAUUCCUUACAGGCGAUUUGAUUGUCGUCCCGCUGCGGACUCGUACUGUGAAGCCAUGUUCCCCUUCUGUCCCACUGGCGACAGGGAUGGCCGGAUCCCCUACAUGAAUAACUGGGAUGUCAUCUCGGUAUUUCGACUGCAAGCUCCAGUGUGGGAGUUUAAAUAUGGAUCAUUGCUGGGGAAAAUGCAUAUCAUGCAUGAUGCCAUUGGGUUCAGCAGUGCUGAAACGGGGAGAAACUACACCAUGGAGUGGUAUGAACUCUUCCAGCUGGGCAACUGCACCUUCCCUCACCUGAGACGUGAGACUAACAACCCCUUCUGGUGCAACCAGGGAGCUGCAUGCUUCUUUGAGGGGAUUGAUGACAUCCACUGGUCUGAGAAUGGUACCUUGGAGAAAGUGGGAGAGAUCUCAGGUGGCCAGUUCAACGAGAUGGCCUUGUGGGUCCAGGACGACAACCAGACUGGGAUUUAUUAUGAGACGUGGACGGUCCGCUCAGACCCCGGCCCCAACGCCACCGUGUGGUUUGACUCCUACGACUGCUCCCAGUUCGUCCAUCGCACCUACAGGUAUCUUACGCAACAGCGAGCCAAGCUGUCCAGCCGAUUCCAGACCAACUACACUAAGAUCUACCUGUACAGUGGGGAGCCGACCUACUUGGGGGAUGAUGAUUCUAUCUUCAGGGAGCCUUCUGCGAAGACCCUGGCUGAAGACAUCCGCAAGUUCUAUCACCCUUUCCGACCACACCAGUCAUACAUGGACUUUGUCCUCAGUCUCGCGGAGGCUUAUCAGAAGGUGGUAGAGGAGAAGAGCUUCUACUUGUACUAUAACUUUGAAUAUUGGCACUUACCCAUGAAAUCUCCAUAUGUGCAGAUCACAUAUGAGGAAGUGCCUUUGCCGUAAAGCCACAAUUUGUAAUUGGUUUUUCAGCCAAACGGCAGCCGAGCUGCCACUUUGCAUUAAAGCUGAGGGAUGGGUCUGGAAAAAAAUGUUACCACUCAGUCAGAUGGAGCUAUGGAACGAAGGACUAUCAUUAAUUCAUUGAACUGCCAUAUUAAACUUUGUCACAUGCGCCGAAUAGAUCAACUGUAGACCUUACCGUGAAAUGCUUACUUACAAGCCCUUAACAAACAGUGCAGUUCAAGAAAGAGUUAAGAAAAUAUUCACCAAAUAAACUAAAGUAAAAAAUCAUAAGUAACAAAAUAACAACGAGGCUAUAUACCGGGGCUACUGGUACUGAGUCAAUGUGUGGGGGUACAGGUUAGUCAAGGUAAUUUGUACAUUGAGGUAGGGGUGAAGUGAAUAUGCAUAGAUGAUAAACCGUGAGUAGCAGCAGUGUACAAAACAAAUGGAGUCGGGGUCAAUGUAAAUAGUCUGGGUGGUCAUUUGAUUAUAUGUUCAGCAGUCUUAUAGCUUGGGGGUAGAAGCUGUUAAGGAGCCUUUUGGUCCUAGACUUGGUGCUCUGGUACCUCUUGCCGUGCGGUAGCAGAGAAAAGUCUAUGACUUGGGUGACUGGAGUCUGACAAUUUUUGGGGCUUUCCUCUGACAGCGCCUAGUAUAUAGGUCCUGUACUGGGCUGUAUGCACUAUCCUCUGUAGCUCCUUGUAGCGCCUUAUGGUCAGAUGCCGAGCAGUUGCAUCACCGCCUGAUAUGGCAAUCUGUCAGGACGCUCGAUGCGGAUGUUGCCUGUAAUCCAUGGCUUCUGGUUGGGAUAUGUACGUACGGUCACUGGCGACGACGUCGUCGAUGCACUUAUUGAUGAAGCGGUUGAACGAGGUGGUAUACUCCUCAAUGCCAUUGGAUGAAUCCGGGAACAUAUUCCAGUUUGUGCUACAAAACAGUCCUGUAGCAUCCGCGUCAUCUGACCACUUCCGUAUCGAGAGUCACUGAUACGUCCUGCUUCAGUUUUUGCUUGUAAGCAGGAAUCCAGAGCUAUUCCAUAUUGCAUAUUUUUAGGUAGAGACAGCGAUGCACGAAGUAAACAGCAACAAGUAAGAAUGUACAUGUUUUGGCCCUGCGACUAUCAUGUUGGGGCAGUGUAAAGUGCACAUGUGCAAAUA